UUGACAGCUGACGCGGGACUAGAGUUCCGGGGGUUCUACAGCUGUAGGUUUUUCGUCCAAAAAAUAAAACACGCUUCGGUCCGUCGCUGCGAUUUGCCAUUGUGUGAACAGUCAGAACCGAAUUAAACCCAAUCGAGAAGCGAUUGUAACCAGCGGCACCGCUAACUAACAUCAGAUCAACGAGUUAACAAAAUAAAUGCUAUUCUAGUGUUGACUUUUCUACCUGGAUGAAGUUAAUCUUGACAAUCAACCAACCAGGAGAUUUCACGAACAUCAUUCUUAAUCAAGCUGAGGUUAAUCACAACGCUUCCAGAAGAAUUUCCUGGACCUGCAGAAUCUGUUUUUGCUAUAUCUCACCGAACAAUGAAGCCAGGCAAGGAGAAAAACAAACAAUGCAUAGAAUGUGGGAAACGUUUCACUAAAACCAGCAAUCUCAAACGACACCAGAUCAUUCACACUGGAGAGAAACUGCAUCACUGCUCAGAGUGUGGGAAGAGUUUUAAUACACCGAGUCAUCUCCAACAACACCGGAGCGUUCACACAAGAGAGAAACCGUUUCUCUGCUCAGACUGUGGGAAGAGAUUUACUACAAAGGAUCAUCUCAAAAUGCACGGGCUCAUGCACUCAGAGGAGAAACCGUUUCAAUGCUCAGAGUGUGGAAGGAGUUUUAAUAGAAUCAGUUAUUUAAAGAAACACCAACUCGUUCACACAGGAGAGAAACCGUUUUACUGCCCAGAAUGCGGGAAGAGUUUUAAUCAGAUGAUCACUCUCACCAGACACCAGCGCAUUCACACGGGUGAUAAACCUUAUCACUGUUCAGAGUGUAAGAGGAACUUCAGGCAUUUACAUACAUUAAAACAUCACAGGUGCUAUAAGAUCAGUAACACUCCUUCAAGCAGCCAAGCUCCCAAGUCAGAUUUAAAAAAUACAGUAGCAACCAAUUAGAAACCCUGUUGAAACCACAUCUUUAUAUUUGACAGUGUUGUGUAAACUAAGAUUUUUCAAAUUGAUGUUUAAUUUCAUGAUGUCUCUUAAUAUUAAACUCCUUAAUUACGGCAACAUUUAGACUCUUUGCCCCGAUUCUCUGCGCUAGAAAUGCGCAACCUCUCCGCUUUUAGACUCUUUGCCCCGUUUUUCUGCGCUAGAAAUGCGCAACCUCUCCGCUUUUAGACUCUUUGCCCCGUUUUUCUGCGCUAGAAAUGCGCACUCUCUCCGCUUUUAGACUCUUUGGCCCGUUUCUGACACCCCUGGUUUAGGGUAUUUAGCAGAUGCACUUAUCCAGAGCUACUUGCUUUUUUUUGAUUACUUUUUUUGUUGAUUACUUUAAAAUAUCCAUAGCUGGUUUGAAGAGACUAGUAACAGAAAUAAACAUAAGGUUUAAUGAUGUUUAGACACCUAAAGAAAAAGUGUUAGUUUAGGAAACCUUUGAAAAGAUGAGUCUUUAGUUGGCAUUUAAAGGCUGCAAGUGACUCUGGGAACUGUUAACCGGUGGGUCGAGCUGAGCCAUAUUGGAAGCUCGAAGACUCUUGGUACAGAUCUGGCUUUGACCAUUGCCUCCUCGGUCCGGGGUCGGGUCGAGUUUAAGAAAAUGGUCUAUGAUCUAGACGUCUGUUUUUAAUGCUAUUUUUAUUUUAUAUAAAGCUAUGUCAUGAUAAUCACAAUAUUAUAUAUAAUUAACAAAUCACACUUCUUCAAAGUAAUUUUUUUUUAAGUUACACAAGUUACAAUGCUAUAAUCCCACAGCUCUUACCGCUCCACUUGUCUGCAUUACGCACUUGACUUGCAGCACUGUGUGUGGAUGUUCUUAAUAAACAUUUUUCUUAAAUAAUAAGUCUAUGCUUCUUCAGUGUUGCAAUGUUAAUUAACAUCAUUCUGAACAGAUUUGCUCAUUCAAACAGCCCAAAAAGGUUUUCAAAAUGCUCAGUUUUAAUGCUCUACUU
Astyanax mexicanus (Mexican tetra) is the source of this 1940-nucleotide messenger RNA. RefSeq names its product zinc finger protein 436-like. The transcript has 2 exons. Gene Ontology annotation, cellular component: nucleus. NCBI's taxonomy places the organism in Eukaryota, Metazoa, Chordata, Actinopteri, Characiformes, Acestrorhamphidae. The coding region runs from base 364 to 945 and encodes 193 amino acids. The record is from RefSeq and is a predicted model, not a curated record. Gene Ontology annotation, molecular function: RNA polymerase II transcription regulatory region sequence-specific DNA binding; DNA-binding transcription factor activity, RNA polymerase II-specific. Gene Ontology annotation, biological process: regulation of transcription by RNA polymerase II.